AUGAAAUCAUUGUCAUCGUUUGCCACAAGAAUCGGUAGAUACUACAGUAGCAAUAUACGUGAUAUAAACUCACCAAGGAGUUCCAACACCUACAACACCUACAAUCAACAACAGCAGUCGCAACAACCUCAACCUCAACCUCAAGCUCAGUCAAAGCAACAACAACAACCAAAGCGUCAACAUAACAAACAUCAACGUCAACAUCAACAACCAUUCAUAUUAUCACAAGAGUUACAAGAGAAACUAUCUACAUUAACAUCACCAUUGGUAGUUGAUUCGGAUAAUACAAACAAUCUAAAGAUGGUCAUGGAGUCAUUAUGGAACUGGCGUUGGAUCAAGUCGUCCAAGGAGCAAAUGGAGCACGCCGAGAAGAGGAUACUACAGACAAUAGAGACGCCCUAUGAGCAACGCAUGGUCAAGGUGGGCGACCACGAGAUCAACACAAUCAAGGUGGGCUCGGGCGAUCCACUGGUCCUGGUGCACGGCUAUGGCGCCGGCGUGGGCUUCUGGUGUGGCAACAUAGACUACCUGGCCCGCCACUACACCGUCUACGCUAUCGAUCUCGUGGGCUUUGGAAGGAGCUCGCGUCCCGAUCCAACCCAAUUCAAGACGCCAGACGAUGCCGAGAAGCUCUGGGUCGACUCUAUCAAUCAAUGGGCCAGCGAGGUGGGUCUAGACAACUUCCAUCUGCUCGGUCAUUCACUCGGUGGUUACAUUUCCACCUGUUACACUCUACAGCAUCCCGAGAGGGUCAAGAGCUUGGUGCUUGCCGAUCCAUGGGGAUUCGCCAUUCGUCCCGAUGACUUUGAAACAAGAGUACCACUACCAUUCAAGAUACUUGGAAAGAUAGUUAGACAGUCGCCACUGAGUUUGUUGCGCGCUGUUGGUCCAUUUGGACCAGACUUGGUGUAUCGCUUCAGAUCGGACUUGUUGCAAAAGUUCUCUCACCUCUACCCAGAGGACGAGCUAAAGUAUAACCAACAGCAGCCGAAUCGUGUGGCUGAGUACAUAUAUCACUCCAAUGCACAGGCGCCGGCCACCGGCGAGUAUCUCUUCAGUCUGCUGUCGCUGCCGUUUGGAUGGGCUGCCAACCCGAUGCUCACUCGCUCAAAGGCCAUCGACCCGUUGGUCGAUGUCACUGUGCUGCACGGCUCAAACAGUUGGCUGGACAAGACCAUUGGCGAUCAGCUGAAACAAGACAUGAAGAACAUCAAGGACGUCGUAAUCAUCGAGCGCAGUGGACAUCAUAUAUACAUUGACAAUGCCAAUCAAUUCCACUCGGCCAUUCUCUCUGCCACUGCCAACAACAAACACUCCUCCUCAAUGUCUCCAAGUGACAGACGUCAGCAACUAUUUGGCUCCGAGCCAGUUUAUGCUUAA
This is a messenger RNA of Acytostelium subglobosum LB1, 1380 nucleotides long. RefSeq lists its product as hypothetical. NCBI's taxonomy places the organism in Eukaryota, Evosea, Eumycetozoa, Acytosteliales, Acytosteliaceae. The transcript is spliced from 2 exons. The coding region runs from base 1 to 1380 and encodes 459 amino acids. The record is from RefSeq and is a predicted model, not a curated record.